Mytilus trossulus (common blue mussel) is the source of this 363-nucleotide messenger RNA. RefSeq lists its product as uncharacterized. The record is from RefSeq and is a predicted model, not a curated record. NCBI's taxonomy places the organism in Eukaryota, Metazoa, Mollusca, Bivalvia, Mytilida, Mytilidae. The coding region runs from base 1 to 363 and encodes 120 amino acids. The transcript has a single exon.
AUGAUACUUGUAGAGGCUAUUUCGUGCCAAUGUCCAUGCAGUUCUCUUGGAGAGGAGGCAAGGCAAGAUUUUUCAAACUUUACAAUAGAUGAACUAUUCGAGAUGCUGGCUCCUCAACUGGCAAAAAUGGAAAAAGAAUUAUCUGUUGACAAGUCUAACUUAUCGGCGACGGUUAAUAAAAGAAUCAGUGCAAAAGAUGAGAGAAAGUCUUCUCAGUCUAUUGGUAUUCUUGGAAUAGUCUUCAUUGUUACAGUCAUCCUGAGCGUCGUUAUUAUUGAUCUAAUGUCACUUAUUGAUUUCCUGAAACCUAAGUUGAAGAGAGGAAAAACGGAUACUUCAGAAGCAGAAGAACGGCAAGACUAG